GGAAGGAAGAGGAGGGGACAGAGUCGGGCCUGUGCGACACUCGGCCUUUCUCUGCAAAUCUGUAGGCUCCAGUGGAGACUAAAGACGCUCACUGGGGCUCCUCCAAGACAUCAGGUUCUCCUCUGGGCAGCCUCCCUGGGCAGGGCUGUGGGGAGCCAACCGGCAGACUUAGGGGACCCAGUUCCCCCCAAAUCAAGAACCACCUCUGUGCAGACAACCACUUUACUUUCCAUUCUGCUGCCUGAGACAACCACAUCCUCCUCACACAUAACCCCAGGCUCCCAUGGAGAGCUCAGAUGUGGAGCUGGACCUCCAGCGGAGCGUACAGGCCGUGCUCCGGGAGCUCAGCGCCCAGGCCCCCGCCCUGCAGAGCAACCAAGGCAUGUGGAGAUGGUCCCUGCACAAGAAGGUCGAGCGAGAUCCUGCCAAGAGUCCGGCGCUGGUCCGCAUCCUACUCAGAGAACUGGAGAAGGCAGAAAGCGAAGACCUCCGGCACGUCAUCAUCCCCUUGCUGCACACUCUAAUGUACGUGCUCACUAAGGCCACCGGCAUCACGGAGGAGCUGUACCGGAGAACCUACACCUUUUGCACGAGGCUGCUAACCCUGCCCGCCCCCUACUGCACGGUUGCCUUGGACUGCGCCAUAAGGCUGAAAACAGAGACAGCUGUCCCAGGGACGCUGUACCAGAGGCUGGUCAUUGCCGAACAGAACCUGACGAGUGAGCUGUACCCCUACCAGGAGAGAGUGUUCCUCUUCGUGGAUCCUGAGCUGGUCUCUCCCUCUGUGUGCAGCGCUCUGCUGCUGGAGAUCGAGGCGGCGCAGGUGCAGCAGACCCCAGAGGCCUGCAUGCGCCACGUGGUCUCCCACGCCCUGCAGGCAGCCCUGGGGGACGCAUGCCAUGCCAGUGCCCUGCAGAGGAAGCUGAAGGCCAGCCCUCGCGGCGCCCUGGAGCGCUAUUUCCACGCUGUGGUGGCAGCGGUGGAGCAGAUGGCCAGCGACCCCAGCCCGAGCCGCGAGGGACACCAGGAGAGGCUGGAGGAGAUCUACUGCUCGCUGCUGGGGCCGGCGGCCGCCGCCAGGGGACGCUACUGCGGUGACCCCCUGCAGGACCCACAGCCAAGCAUCCCUCUGCCCAGCCCCCACAUCACCUUCCACCUGUGGACCGAUGAGGAGCAGCUCUGGAAGGAACUGGUCCUCUUCCUGCGCCCGAGAUCCCAAGUGCGCCUGAGCGCCGACCUGGAGGCCUUGGACCUGCAGGGCCUGUGGCCAGACCGGGAGCUGGCCCGGGCGUCCAUGCUGUCCACCGACAGCGGCAUCGAGCGGGACCUCCCUUCGGGGGCCGACGAGCCCCCGGGACCGGACAGCCCCGAGACGGAGCGCGCCGGGCUGCAGCGCAAGGGGGGCAUCAGGAAGCGGGUGUGGCCCCCGGACGUGGCGAUGCCUGCGUGCUGGGCCGGGCCGCAGGGGCUGCACCGCAGGACGGGGGUGCCCGGCGGGGUCGGGGAGCUGGUGCCCGGCGUCUCCCGGCUUCACACGGCCAGGGUGCUGGUGCUGGGGGACGACAGGAUGCUGGGGCGCCUGGCACAGGCCUACCACUGCCUCAGGAAACGAGAGACUCAGAAGUUCUGCCUCACCCCCAGACUCAGCCUGCAGCUGUACUACAUCCCCGUACUGGCGCCUGAGAAGCCAGCGUCGUGCAGACAUUCGGAGCUCAGGGAGCUGGCCACGUUCCUGGGCCGCGCAGACCCGUGGUACGAGAGCACUGUCAACACACUGUGCCCGGCCAUCCACAAGCUGGCAGAGAUGCCCCCUUCCCUGGACACAUCCCGGAAGGUGGACCCCUUCAUCCUGGAUGUCAUCACCUACUAUGUUCGCAUGGGCACCCAACCCAUCUAUUUCCAGAUCUACACAGUCAAGAUCUUCAGGGACCUGAGCCAAGACCCCGCAGAGGAUAUCUUCCUCACUGAGCUGAAUGUGAAGAUCCAGGACUCCAAACUCCCCAAAGAUGGCUUUUCACCCAGGAGGAGGGGUGUGGCUGAGGGCCCGGGGGCCGAGCUCUCCAUCUGCUACCAGAAGGCCCUGCUCAGCCACCGGGCUCAAGAGGUCACCAGUUCCGUGCGGGCCACCGGGCUGGUCCUGAAAGCCCUUCCAGCCAGUGACACUGAAGUUUCGGGGCCCACCCACACUCCACCAUCUGCUGCUCCCGUCACAGACCACACGUGCCUGAAUGUCAGCGUGACGGAGGUCGUCAAGUCCUCCAACUUGGCGGGAAGAUCCUUCUCUACGGUGACCAAUACCUUCCGGACAGCCACCAUCCAGAUCCAGAGCCAGGACCAGAGACUCCUGACGCUGCUGCUGGACAAGGAUGGUCGGCGCAUGUUCAGGGACGUGGUCAGGUUCGAGGUUGCUCCCUGCCCAGAGCCAUGUUCUGGGGCGCGUAAGACCAAGGCGCCGUGGCUCGGUUCACACCAGCUGGAGGUGGAAGGCACCAAAGCCAAGCCCAAGCCCCUUCUAAUGCCCAUCAACACAUUCUCCGGCAUCGUCCAGUGAGCCCGAAGGGGCAGCAGAAGCGCUGAGUCCGAGAGCCCCAGACCAAGAGGGAUACACUACCCCACCGACCUCCAAACACUCACGCCAGCAGCUGGAACAAGGCCUGGCUGCCCUGGGUGGCUUCUGGCUGUGAGUAGGAGCCAGCGAAUGACCUGAGCAGAGGGAGCGUGGCCAUGGCAGGUGAUGGAGCAGGGCCCACGCCCUGGCCUGAGGACGGUCCCUGCAAAGCUGCGCACAUGCACGACCCAGCUCCGUGCACAACUGUCCACACCUUCAUUUAUUUCUAGUUCACGCCUCUCCCACCCAAGCUCCCCAUUCAGCCCUUAAAACCCAAGUGUGAGCUGCUAUUUUGGCCCCAGGCACCAUGGCCUGGGGGAAGCUGGGGAGCAGAGCAAGGGCAACUGCACCUGUUCUCUCCUGAGUCUGUUCCUUUCUCUCCCUCCAGCCACCGCCCACACCCUGCCUUCCCCGGGCAGGUGUCUCUCCUGGAUGAGAGGAAAAUGUCAGAUCUAAUAAAGGCACACUAAAGCA
Canis lupus familiaris (dog) is the source of this 3082-nucleotide messenger RNA. It is a transcript of the gene PIK3R6, whose product is annotated as phosphoinositide-3-kinase regulatory subunit 6. Gene Ontology annotation, biological process: positive regulation of MAP kinase activity; G protein-coupled receptor signaling pathway. The transcript is spliced from 20 exons. Gene Ontology annotation, molecular function: 1-phosphatidylinositol-3-kinase regulator activity. Lineage: Eukaryota; Metazoa; Chordata; Mammalia; Carnivora; Canidae. The record is from RefSeq and is a predicted model, not a curated record. Gene Ontology annotation, cellular component: phosphatidylinositol 3-kinase complex, class IB. Bases 284 to 2551 code for a protein of 755 amino acids.